AUGAAGAGUUAUUACACUAAUUCUACACUAGAAAUAAUUUUUAUUCAGCAAUUGGAGAAGUUUCCAAGAUAUGCAACAUUCUUCGAGUAUCCUGGACACUUAUGUGCCAUAGAAGAUAUUACUCGCCAGUACAAGAAACCAAAAGAAUUUUCUGAAAUACUUAAAAUUAAAAAACCAUAUUGCGUUUAUGCGGACAUAGCUGGUAAGAAUCUCUUGACAUGCAAAGAUCACUUCAAAAUUGGUGAUAUCGACUUCAAAUCAGAUUAUAAUUACACAUACAAACCAAAAAAGGCUUGCUUUUCACAAAAAUUAACUUCAGAUGUUCCAUGCACAGAUGAUAAAUCCGAAAAUACUACAUUAAGAGUUAAUUAUGUUUGUGAUACUCAAGAAUAUGAUAUUAUGUCACUUAACACCGAGCAUAAGUGCCAUUAUGUAUUGAGGAUGUCUGUCAAAAGAAUGUGCAAGUAUAAUCAUAAGUAUUUUGUCGAUGAUCCAUCCGCUUCAGACUACCCUCGAAUUAACAAAAGAAAUAUAUACUGCAUUGAAGAAAAACGCGUUACAAAUGAAUUUAAGAAGUCUAUAACAAUUGAACCCAUUGACAAUUACACUAUUUAA
This is a messenger RNA of Trichomonas vaginalis G3, 615 nucleotides long. RefSeq lists its product as uncharacterized. The transcript has a single exon. NCBI's taxonomy places the organism in Eukaryota, Parabasalia, Trichomonadida, Trichomonadidae. The coding region runs from base 1 to 615 and encodes 204 amino acids. The record is from RefSeq and is a predicted model, not a curated record.